CUAUAAUCACCAUGGUGAUGGCGGUGGAUGAAGAACACACCCAGAAGCCGCACGUGGCGAUGCUAUCAAGUCCGGGCGUGGGUCACGUGACCCCUCUUCUCGAGCUAGCCAAACGGCUGGUCGUCGACCUCGGCUUCCAGGUCAGCUUCCUUGCAAUCACCACCGAUGCACCACCCGCGCAGCUUCAGCUGCUCAACAACAACCCCACCCUGCCUUCCGAUCUCCACGUCAUCCACCUCCCUCAUGUUGAUGUGUCAAGCAACAACGUCAUAGCAAUUCGGAUCGUUCAAAUUGUCCGAGAGAGCCUUCGUUCACUGCCCUCGGUGCUAACCAACUUACACUCACAUAAACCGCCGCUAAAAGCUCUGAUCGUCGAUCCGUUUUGCAUCGAAGCCCUCGAAACCGCCGCCGACCACUCUAUCCCAACAUAUCUUUUCUUGACCGCCUCCGCUUCAUUUCUGGCGUUGACCAUCUACUUCCCUACGCUUCAUGCAGAUGUCAAGGGAGACUAUGGUAAAAUCAAAGAGAGUGUUUUUCUUCCAGGUUGCAUGCCCUUGUGGACUGACGAUCUUCUCCCUGAUGUUCUGGUACCAGAAGUCUUGCCUCUAUGCAACCGGAUCCCACUCGUCAAGGGCAUUUUCGUAAACACAUGGGAAGAAAUCGAGCCGGUAACGCUGAGCGCAUUUAGAAACCACCCUUUCUUUGUCAAUCUGCCGACGCCGACGAUUCAUCCCAUCGGACCCCUAACCAAAGACAAAGACGCUGACGUAGAAUCGGAGCUGCUCAAGUGGCUGGACAAGCAGCCGUGUGACUCGGUUGUUUACGUGUCAUUCGGCAGCGGAGGGACGCUGUCGGCGGAGCAGAUGACGGAGUUGGCUCAUGGGUUGGAGCUGAGUGGAAAACGAUUCCUCUGGGUGGCAAGACCUCCCAGAGCCGAUGAUGCUUCGGGAAGCUUCUUCGAAGCUGGUGUUGAUGGUGCCCUUACGGAGUUGUAUCUGCCGGAUGGGUUUUCGGAGAGGACACGAGGGUCAGGGCUGGUGACGGCGACGUGGGCUCCGCAAGUGGCGGUGUUGAGCCACCCCUCGGUGUGUGGGUUUGUGACGCACUGCGGGUGGAACUCGGUGAUGGAGAGCUUGGUGCACGGGGUGGUGAUGGUGGCUUGGCCGCUUUAUGCAGAGCAGAAAAUGAAUGCGAGGGCAUUGGUGGAGAUGGGAGUGGCGGUGAGGCCCGAGGCGGGAGGGGAUGGAGUUGUGGGAAGGGGGGAGGUGGAAAGGGUGGUGAGGAUGGUGGUGGAAGGCGAAGAAGGGAAGAAGAUGAGGCGGAGUGUGAGGGAGAUGCAGCGGAGUGCAGUGGAGGCUUUAGGUGGCGGUGGGUCGUCUAGUGGGUGUCUAAGUCGCUUGGGGAAGGAGUGGAGGAAUGGAAGUACAAGUUGA
Molecule: messenger RNA, 1433 nt
Organism: Rosa rugosa (rugosa rose)
Lineage: Eukaryota; Viridiplantae; Streptophyta; Magnoliopsida; Rosales; Rosaceae
Product: UDP-glycosyltransferase 72E1-like
Exons: 1
Coding region: 12-1433 (473 amino acids)
Molecular function (GO): UDP-glycosyltransferase activity
Source: RefSeq, a predicted model, not a curated record